Austrofundulus limnaeus is the source of this 3568-nucleotide messenger RNA. Its product is annotated as patched domain-containing protein 2. Gene Ontology annotation, cellular component: cytoplasm. NCBI's taxonomy places the organism in Eukaryota, Metazoa, Chordata, Actinopteri, Cyprinodontiformes, Rivulidae. The record is from RefSeq and is a predicted model, not a curated record.
GUGUGGAUGAUGUAUUUGUGUUCAUCAGCACCUUCAGACAAGCCUCUCAUCUGCAGCAGCCUCGGGAGCGAAUGAUCUACACGAUAAAAACUGCCGGCAGGGCGACAUUCCUCACCUCCUUCACCACCGCAGCUGCCUAUGCUGCUAACACCUUCUCUCAGAUCCCAGCCGUGCAUGACUUUGGCCUCUUCAUGGCCCUCAUUGUCAGCUGCUCCUGGCUUUGGGUGUCUGUCCUGAUGCCAGCAGCUCUGUGUAUCUGGACACAGCAUGUGGAGCCUCACGAACACGCCUGGCUGAACUGCGUGAAGUUGUUUUUGGGCCUGUCAGCGAGCUACAGUCCUUUGUCAGAUGAGGAUGAUGAUGUGGCACUUUUGUCAGUGGAGAUGGAGCCAGGCUCUUGUGACGCAGACGGGGACGCGGCUAUUCUGUCCCUGUCAGUGGAGACAACUUUGUCCUCUUCAGGGCUGCAGCACAUGGGUGUGGUCAGCACCAAACUCCAGUGGGCUCUGAAGCACUUAGUGGCUGAGCCAGCAGUGAAGCAACGAAAAGCUGUUCUAGGUGUGUUCGUCCUGGUUCUGCUUUUAUCUGCGGGCUGCUCUUGCCUCCUCCGGCCCGCCACCCAUGCCCCCCUUCUCUUCCGACCAGACACAAACCUUCAGACUCUGCUGGCGCUGCGCAGCAACCUCAGCGGGCAGGGCAUCUCCUGCCCCAUGUGCUCCGGUGUGUUUAUGGAAAAACCCCACCAGCUGCUCAGCCACGCUUCCUCGUCAGGUUUUAGGUUUUCGACCCAUCAGCACAGCCUCGGUACGACAGCCUCGACCACUUGUCAGAGCCAGCUGAAAUUAAAAACUAACCAGACAGGCCCCUUGCUGACAGUGUUCAUAUCAAAGCUCCGCCAAGGAGGAUCCACAACGAUUUACCGUUUCUCCCUCAAUACCAGCGUCCCAUCCCCGUGGAAAAUGUGCAGCCCGGAGCACGAGGAGGUGUCAUCAUUCCAGGCUUUUAGUCAGCCCUACAACAAUUACACCCGCAGAAUGACAGUGUGUGUUUCCCGUGUGUACCGACCAUACCCCAGCUGGAUGAUCACAUUUGGCUCGUGCGAGCUUCACCAUGGCUGGAGUCCAGAGUUCUCUUUUUAUGUAGCGGCGUCUCCCCAGCAGAACAGCAGGAGGCUGUACUUUGCUCAGUGCCGCCUGAGACCUCAUCCCAGCAGAGUGUGUGUGAAAACGCCUGGCUGCGGCUUCAGCUCGGGGCCUGAUGGACCUUCACAGGGAACCUUUUAUAUCCCUUUUCACAGCAGUGAGCAUGAAAACACCUCUGUCUAUCCCUCAUCUGUUGCCAAAACGAAAGCAUCCAAAACGUCCGGCUUCAACCCGUGCAGCGGCAGCGUCUGUGGCCGGCCAGCUGUGCGCCCUCUGGUCGACACAGGGGCCAUGGUCUUUCUUGUGUUCGGGAUCCUGGGAGUCAACCGAACUGCAAACAAGGAAAACCACGUCAUUGGAGACAUGGGCACCAUCAUACUGGAUCCAGACUUCGAUAUCUUCAAGGAGAUGGGGAAUCUCUGCAAAAUAUGCAAAGCGGUUGGUGCAAACCAGAAACUUGUGAAGCCAGGAGGAGCUCAGUGCUUACCUUCAGGCAACAAGUUGUCUUCAGUUUUGCCUCUGCUUCAUCCUGAGUGCCACUCUCUGCCUGAACCCAACCUGCUCCCGGGGCAGCUGUCCCACGGAGCGGUGGGAAUGCACGGGGGGAAAGUCCGCUGGCUUUCCAUGGCCUUUGAAUCUACCACAUACAAGGGAAAAUCCUCCUUUCAGACCUAUUCUGACUUCCUCCAGUGGGAGAACUUCAUCCAGGAACAACUCGCCAGCUUCCCGCAGACUUCUGCUCUCCAGCGAGGCUUCCAGACCUGCGAGCACUGGAAGCAGAUCUUCAUGGAAAUCAUAGGUGUGGAGAGUGCCCUCUGGAGUCUCCUGCUGUCUCUGGCCAUCUGUGUGGCAGCUGUGUCUGUGUUCACCGCACAUCCUCUGCUGCUGCUGCCGGUGCUCAUAACAAUAAUAGGAGUGAUCUGUCUAGUGGUGGCUGUCAUGUAUUGGCUGGGUUGGGAGAUGGGAGCAGUGGAAGCGAUUUCUCUGUCAAUACUUGUUGGAUCUUCAGUGGAUUACUGUCUGCACCUGGUGGAGGGCUACCUGCUGGCUGGGAAGACCAUUACCUCCUCGCCUGAUCAGAACUUUGAGCCUUCUGCAAAGAGGCAGCGGCGAACUCUGGAGGCGGUGAACCACGUGGGCGUCGCCAUCGUGUCCAGCGCCAUCACCACCGUGAUCUCCACGGUCCCCCUCUUCUUCUGCGUCAUCGUGCCUUUCGCCAAGUUCGGCCAGAUCGUGGCCAUCAACACGGCCGUGUCCAUCGUGUUCACCCUGACCGUGACCUCUGCCCUGUUGGCCUGCAUGGCUCCCCCCGGCUUCGACAGGCACCCCGGCGCCGUGCUGAAGGCCAGCCUGGCCGUGGCGGCGGCCGCGGUGGCGGGAGGGGCUCUGUGCUGGGUGGGGGGACAGCUGGGCGCACUGGCCUGGCGAUCAAUCAGCACGUGAACCCUUCUUGUCCGUCAACUCACACUGAUGUCAGACACUGUUGUAUUUUUUUUCUCUUUGUUGAAGGAGGAGUAUCAGAUCAGGAAGUGGUCUUUAUAGCACAAAGAUGUCAGAAUCAUCUCAAUAAUUUAAAACGGUUCUUUCCAGAGUACAUUUUUUCCCCACUUUGAAACCAGUGGAUUCAAAGCUUUGGAGUGUAAAUCCUCACCUGCUGGAUUAUUGUUGUUUUUUUUUUUAUUUAUUGUGCAACAAUGUGACACAGCUGUGUUGUUUCGUCUUGAUCGAAAGUCACACUUUCAUCAACACACUGUUCUGACAGGACGAAGCACUCUGAUGUUUGUGAUAUACUGUGGGUUUCUCACGAUUUCAUGGUGAUCUUGUUGAAACAUGUUCGUCAGGUGCUUUGCGUUCUCUCGACUGAGCUCUGAAUGUGAUUUUUCUGGCCUUCGCAGGUGAAAACGCAACCUGGGUGUAUUCAGAGUUGCGUGAACAGAAUGUACUGCGUUUUGUUAAAUGUACAACGUGACAUGAAGGUCUCCGUAUGCUGCUCUCACUCACUCUGAACUCAACGUUUGGACGCUGCCGGCACACGUGGACUCACGGACACCGUGAACACCGGCACUUUGCACAAGUUAGACGUCCCUUUUUAGCUGACCGGUUGUUUGGCAGCUACGAGGUCCGGGUUUUUAUAAUCACUACCAAUCGAAGGGAUCCUCUUGUCACCUCCUCAGGUGUGCCCUCGGCCACAUUUAAAAGCGCUCACUGUAACCCUCUCAUGCUCUCAGGCUGUUUAAAGCACCACUCAAACAGCCAUCAGAGGCAGCUCCGCUCUGCCCGCACUGGAGACGAGGGCCAUCUGUCAAACCACAUAACACUAUAAUGGUUAGGGAGAGGGGGGCCAACUCCAUUACGGCAAGGGUGAUGCAUUUCUGUUGUGUGUGUGUGUUGUAAAAGAAAAAUAAAGCAGGUGAAGUAAACCUUUA